CGAAGUCAUGGGAUUACGUGUCGGCGUGCAGUACGUACGUGAGUGAACUGCAUUUUCUGAUGACUGCAGAAGCCCCAUUGACGUGGAUGUAAAUUUAUUCAUUUAGACAUGAUUUAAGAACAAAAAAUACAAGGUUUUGCUACCAUAGUCUGUGCUGUUUUGAUUCUAAGGUGAAUAUUUCCACUUAAAUUAAGUCAAAUAAAUUAAAUAAGAAAUGAUGGAUGACGGUGACAGUGGAGCAACACAGGAACGUAAAUCAACAAUAAUAUGGAGAAAUCUACAACAGCGAUACCAAAAGCUUCUGGAUGACUCCGUGCCUCAUACCAUAGGACGAUGGGUAUUUGCAUUUUUAUUGCUGUGUUUCUUCCUUGGAAGAGUGUUAAUAAUGCAGGGUUGGUAUAUUGUAACAUAUGCUUUGGGAAUUUAUUAUCUAAAUCUGUUUGUUGGCUUCAUCACACCAAGAAUAGACCCAGCUUUGGAAUUUGACGAUGAUGCUGGUCCUGAAUUACCCACAAGAGCCAAUGAAGAGUUCCGCCCGUUUAUUCGGCGCCUUCCAGAAUUCAAGUUUUGGUACUCGGUUGCCAAAUCUACACUAAUUGCACUCAUUUGUUCAUUUUUUGAGGUUUUCAAUGUUCCUGUUUUCUGGCCAAUUUUAGUGAUGUACUUCUUCACAUUGUUUGGCAUCACUAUGAAACGACAAAUUAAGCAUAUGAUCAAGUACCGAUAUAUACCGUUCACACAUGGAAAACCAAAAUAUCAAGGUCAUGAAGAACCAGGAAAGGUGCCUGUGGCCUCCACUCAGAGACCUCCGGAAGAGGUGGAGAAAGUACCUAUACCAGGCAGUGUGCCGUUGAUACCCAGUACUCAGGUUGUCUGACAUCAGAUAUGUAAGAGGUGAUUUAAUUAAUUUUGUUGAAAACUGUACAGAACACGAUUGCACUUUAUUGCAACGUUUAUUUUAAUUUAUCUUAUUCUGAGAAGACUGGUCGAUUGGUUGAGCAGAGUUAGAAUACUCAAAAUAUACUGAGAUAAUACACCAGAUUGAUGGUAAUUACUAUUGUUCUUUCAAAGUUAUGAAAUUGAUGAAUGUGAUAGAUAGCAUGUUUUUAUUUUGUGUUCACCUUUCAUUUCAUCAUAAGUAAUGAUGAAAAAGAGUAUUUUCGCAAGUGCAUGUAUAAAUAUCCAUUUCCCCCCUUUGAGAAUAUCAGUCUGGUGACUGAAAUCAAGUUCUUAAUACUAUACUGUAAAUACUAUAGCAAUUAAAUUAAAAGCAUACUGUUUUUAAAAUUGAUACACUUGUCAUCUUUGAAAGUUAAAGUAUGGGUUUUCUUUACCUUUGUCAAUGAAAGUAUUCUUCUGGCCCUAUGGGUCAGUUUGGAUAAAAUAAACAACUACUGACUGUU
Molecule: messenger RNA, 1403 nt
Organism: Frankliniella occidentalis (western flower thrips)
Lineage: Eukaryota; Metazoa; Arthropoda; Insecta; Thysanoptera; Thripidae
Product: protein RER1
Exons: 7
Coding region: 215-877 (220 amino acids)
Biological process (GO): protein retention in ER lumen; retrograde vesicle-mediated transport, Golgi to endoplasmic reticulum
Cellular component (GO): Golgi membrane
Source: RefSeq, a predicted model, not a curated record